GGCGGGGAGAGGCUGAAUUCUCGGAGCCAAGUUGCCCUGGGAGUAAAAUGAGCCAGGCAGUGGGCUGGCUAGCUGCAGAGGUGGAAACCCGGGCUGGAGCAGGUGGGGUCGCGCUCCUAGUUCAGGCGCAAGGAGCGUGAGCGCCCGGAGGUGGACUCGGGAUUUCAACGUACCGUAUCCACUGCCUCUGUUGACGUCAAAUAUGGAGUUAAGGUGGCUAUUGAGGGGGCUUGAGGAAAUGGUGGUAAGCCAAAAAAAAAAAAAAAAAAAAAAAAAACGGGGGGGGGGGGCAUAGCACGUCUAGUUCUUCAAGUUUUUGUCAGAAAAGAGCGGGAAAGCGCCCCCAUCCAGCCUGUUAAGCCGAGGAAUCGGCGAGUCUCCCAGCCCCACCCCUGCAGCAGUGAUGCAAAGAGAACAAAUCACCGACGUAGAGAGGAAGGGAAAAAAAAAAAAAAAGAAAGAAAGAAGGAACCCCCUGGGGGUGGUGGGAGGAGAGAGCGGACGGAGUAAGCACGGAGCAGUCUCCAACCACUGGGACGAGAGGGAGCGCUUUCUGGGGAAACAAACUCCGCAUAAAUAAUUGAGUUUGGAGCCCAGUGCUUUCAGAGGCUCGGAGCGCACCUCCCCAGCGCCUUCCGAGCUGAAAAGGAGCCGAGCGGGGAAAGAGGUCGGUGACGGGAGCAAGAGCAGCUCGGCCGGCGGUGGGACGCUGUGCCCGCAGACGCCCGCAAGAGGGACAGCAGGGCCCAGCGAGCAGAGCCCAGCGAGCGCGGGAAGGACAGCGCGCGACGGGCAAGGAGCCCUCGCCAGCGGCGGUGGGAAGACAGCUGGCCUCCGCGGAGGCCGCGGAGGCGCUGCAUGGACAGCAUGCGUUUCUCCGGAGGCCCCAACGAGGGGCCCGCGGACAACUCCAGCCAGGGGUGGCCCCUGUUAGCCGGCGGUGUCAACGGCAGCCGGGCAGCGGAGGCGCUCGGGGACGGCGGCAGCCCCCAGGGGGACGUGCGCAACGAGGAGCUGGCCAAGCUGGAGAUCGCCGUGCUGGCUGUGACUUUCGUGGUAGCCGUGCUAGGCAACAGCAGCGUGUUGGUGGCGCUGCACCGCACCCCUCGCAAGACGUCCCGCAUGCACCUCUUCAUCCGCCACCUCAGCCUGGCCGACCUGGCCGUCGCUUUCUUCCAGGUGCUGCCGCAGAUGUGCUGGGACAUCACCUACCGUUUCCGCGGGCCCGACGGGCUGUGCCGCGUAGUGAAGCACCUGCAGGUGUUCGGCAUGUUCGUGUCGCCCUACAUGCUGGUGGUCAUGACCGCCGACCGCUACAUUGCGGUGUGCCACCCGCUGAAGACGCUGCAGCAACCGACGCGCCGCUCGCGCCUCAUGAUCGCUGCCGCCUGGGUGCUGAGCUUCGUGCUUAGCACGCCGCAGUACUUCGUCUUCUCCAUGGUCGAGGUGAACAACGUCACCAAGGCCCGGGACUGCUGGGCCACCUUCAUCGAGCCCUGGGGUCCCCGCGCCUAUGUGACCUGGAUGACGGGUGGCAUCUUCGUGGCGCCCGUGGUCAUCCUGGGUACCUGCUAUGGCUUCAUCUGCUACCACAUCUGGCGCAACGUCCGCGGAAAGACGGCUUUGCUCCCGGGAAAGGGCGCCGAGGGCGCGAGUGGCGCUUUGCAUAAAGGGCUCCUGCUCGCGCCGUGUAUCAGCAGCGUGAAGACCAUUUCCCGCGCCAAGAUUCGCACGGUGAAGAUGACUUUUGUGAUCGUGACAGUUUACAUCGUUUGCUGGGCGCCCUUCUUCAUCCUUCAGAUGUGGUCUGUCUGGGAUGAGAAGUUUGUUUGGAUCGAAUCAGAAAACCCGGCCAUCACCAUCACUGCAUUACUGGCUUCCUUGAAUAGUUGCUGUAAUCCCUGGAUAUACAUGUUUUUCAGCGGCCAUCUCCUGCAAGACUGUGUCCACAGCUUCCCAUGCUGCCAGAACAUGAAUCAAACGUUCAACAAAGAAGAUUCUGACAGUAUGAGCAGAAGACAGACUUCUUACACUAACAACCGGAGCCCCACAAACAGUAUGGGUACAUGGAAGGACUCGCCUAAAUCGUCCAAGUCCAUCAAAUUCAUUCCUGUUUCAACCUGAGCUCACAUUCACGCAGCCUGACUCUUGUAGUGGUCUUUUGGGUCUACUGGCUGAAUCCAGCUAGAAAUCAUGGGAACAAAUGAACUUCUAAGAGAUAAGCAUCAGUUUGUUGAGUGCAAGACUGUGUUUCUAGUUGCAUUUUCUCAUUGUUAUGACCAAAAGUUAUGAAUUGUUUUAUAUGGGACAUUAAAAAAUAAAAAAUUAAAAAAUGAUGAAAAAAUAUGCUACACUAAGAUUUGUAGGCCUGAUUAUCAGAAAUAUAAUAGAAGUUAUAGUUCUAAAGAAAAAACAUAACCACCCUGGCUUUACAUUCUGUUGCUGGUUUCCUUUCUUUUCUUUUCCUUUUAUUAUGGACAGAACUAAGGCUUGCUUGGUUUAGAAGUCAUACGAUGUAGGGGCAUUAUUUCAAACAAAAUGAGCUCAUCAUCGGCCUUAGUGUUUGAAAGGAAUUAGAAGAACCUUCAGAGAAAUUUUUUCCAUCCAAUAAAAAUCAGUUCAUGCAUCAGAAAA
Molecule: messenger RNA, 2634 nt
Organism: Leopardus geoffroyi (Geoffroy's cat)
Lineage: Eukaryota; Metazoa; Chordata; Mammalia; Carnivora; Felidae
Gene: AVPR1A
Product: arginine vasopressin receptor 1A
Exons: 2
Coding region: 859-2124 (421 amino acids)
Biological process (GO): G protein-coupled receptor signaling pathway; positive regulation of vasoconstriction; regulation of systemic arterial blood pressure by vasopressin
Cellular component (GO): membrane
Molecular function (GO): peptide binding; vasopressin receptor activity
Source: RefSeq, a predicted model, not a curated record